This is a messenger RNA of Trichogramma pretiosum, 2136 nucleotides long. Its product is annotated as venom allergen 5-like. Bases 672 to 1379 code for a protein of 235 amino acids. The record is from RefSeq and is a predicted model, not a curated record. The transcript is spliced from 7 exons. NCBI's taxonomy places the organism in Eukaryota, Metazoa, Arthropoda, Insecta, Hymenoptera, Trichogrammatidae. Gene Ontology annotation, cellular component: extracellular region.
UUUCGAUUGCCUCCUCGUCUCCUUUUUCUUUAAUUGAAAAUCACCGAAGGAAAUUUUUCGCUUAAAAAAUACAUAAAUCGAUGGCAAAAUCGUCAACAAUGUAUACCCCUACCACCAUGGCGAUCUCACACGUGAAAAGAGAUAUUUUCCCGGUGGCCUAUCGCGUCUCUCUCGUCGUGGCGACCAAUGAGCGAGCGCGAACGAAGACGCGCGCGCACUGCCUCGCACUUGUCGGCGAUUUAAAAAAGGAAGCAGCAAAAAAAAAGUAUCCUCACACAUACGCGCGUAUGAAAAAAAUGUCGCGGCUCCGGCUCGACUCACACGCGUCGGCCCGCGGAGGAGUGGGAGCGACUAUAAUGUGCGGAGGCAUCAAUCGCCUUGAGUAUAUAUACACAUAAAACGUGGUCUGGUCCAUAGUCGAAUCGGCAGUUGCUCGAUAACGCGACACCGGCGCUGUUCUCUCGAUCUCCAAUCAUCACUUUUACUUUCGAUCUCGUUUUCUUAAAUUUCGAUAUUCGCGAGUAUACGAAUCGGCGGAGUUUAUCAGUGCCUUUCUUACACGAACAAUCAUCACAUGUGUCGCUCCAUCGACGGCAGCUAGUGUACUUCCAUCUUCUACUCGUAGUUUUAUCGUCGCCUACCUCCAGGACGAGGAUCAGCAAACGUAUACCAUGGAGAGCCGAUCGAUGCGAAUGGUAGCGAUCCUGCUGGCGGUGUGGACUUACGGCAGCGCGCCAGGCUGUCUGGCCUGCUCGGGAAAGACUCUGCUGAAGACAGGCGUCACCUGCCAAGAGAAGCAAGAAAUCCUCGAGGAGCACAACAGGCUUAGAUCAUCGAUUGCUCUUGGGCAAGUUCGCGGACAGCCCGGAGCUAAAUUCAUGAUGGAAAUGGUCUGGGACGAUGAAUUGGCAUCUGUUGCUCAAAGAUGGGCCGACCACUGCAACGAGAAUCACGACAGUGCCCGUCACAUCAAACGUUUCCUUGUCGGGCAAAAUUUGGCGCGCACCUGGACCACGAAACCACCGAAGGCCCAGCUCGACACCGAGCCCGAGUGGCGCAAGCAGAUCAACAAAUGGUUCGACGAGGUGCGCCUAUAUCGCAACACCUACAGCCCGAUCAGUGGACACUUUACUCAGGUCAUUUGGGGCGAGACUUACGCCGUUGGUUGUGGCUUCUCGUACUACUACGACCCUUGGCGCGGAUACACCAAGAACUACGUCUGCAAUUAUGGGCCCAGUGGCAACGUACUCGGAAUCAAGCCCUACGUCCACGGCUGGCCGGAAUGUCACGCGUACGGCGUCGAGUUCUCCAGCAAAUACUCCGGACUCUGCACGCACAACGUCUACUAUCCCUUGGGCUCGUAUUGCGCCUUCGGCUAGGAGAGAAAUAGAGAGAGAGAGAGAAGAAAUGUGUGUGCUCUUGCCGCGCGUAUAGCAGCUAACGCAGCAAUCGAGACUGCUUCAAGAGGGUCUACUGCGACUUACGUGCGACGGCGGCGACACACGCACGCACACACCUGUACCUUCAUAUGUGUGGAACCAUAUAUGCAUUCUGGAGCUGGCCGUGUUGUAUCGUACUGGCAUAUAACGCCCCGCACUCACAAAACAUAGACAAUAUAUAUUGAAGUGAUGAAAUUACACUACGGAGUGAAGAAGAAUAAAAGAAAAGUAAAGACGACGCCGGAGAGAAAAGAAGAAGAAAACGAAGACGAAGAAAGUUGAAGAGCGUGUCAGUUUCUAUUUUUUUCAUUUUUUUCUUUUAACGUUGAACUUCGGCUUGUGCGAGUGCAGUGCGAUGAGCACGAGACUGUACGCAGCUGUAUACGCACGCACGCGCGACGAAACUAAAUCGAUGAAGCGGUGCUUAGACGUCGAAACGAAAUUCGUAUAUAAAUGUGCACGCAUUGCCGAUCACGCGCGAAAUACGAUUAUAGCGGGUAAUUUUCAAUAACGUCACGAUAUCGAGUUUUUUUUCGGGAACCGAGCAGCGACAAAAAUUGUACUCCACUAUCUAUCCGCCCUCACUCUCUUCCUCGCGGGCAAUCGCGCGCGAUCGGGAAACGCGUUCGCUCGUCCCCCGCGCGUCCUAAUUGCCGUUUGACGUAUAGAAUCCAAUAUUCGGCACGCUUUUCUAUAC